Arachis ipaensis is the source of this 3396-nucleotide messenger RNA. The record is from RefSeq and is a predicted model, not a curated record. Lineage: Eukaryota; Viridiplantae; Streptophyta; Magnoliopsida; Fabales; Fabaceae.
AUAUAAAUACAAACCUCAUUCCCAUUAUUUGGUGUGUACUCUUAUCCCUUCUUAAAAAAUGAGAAUGUCAUUGAAUACCUUAGCAUUUGUGAUGCUUCUCUUAUUCACAAUAACUGCUGACCAAUGUUUGAGCUGCAUUGAACAAGAGAACCAGGCUCUUCUCAACUUCAAAAAAAGCAUUCGCAGCUACUUUGAUGAUGAUCCAUCAUCACCACCUAUAUUUUCCUCAUGGGAAGGCCAUGAAUGUUGCCAGUGGAAAUGCAUAGCUUGCAACAAUGUUACUGGACAUGUUGUCAAGAUUGAACUCAGCAGUGGUUGUGCAUCAAGCCUUUUAUCAUGGGAAGACACUGCUAUUAUAGAACCAAACUAUGAUGACUUUUACCCUGAUUUGUUUGUUGAACACUUGAAUUCAUCUCUGUUACACUUAAAACACUUGAUCCAUUUGGAUUUGAGUGGAGUUUCACUUUAUUCGAGUCCGGCCAAGUUCCUUGGUUCUAUGCAACAACUUAGAUAUCUUUCUCUGUGGACUGAGUUUGAAGGCAUGAUUCCCAGCAGUAUUGGAAACCUCACCAAUUUGCGUGUUCUUCGCAUCAGUAACUUCUAUGAGACUUAUUCUGAUGAUCUUAGUUGGGUUGCUCAACUUUCAUCAUUACAAUACCUUGGCUUCUUUGGUGUUAAUCUUUCCAUGGCACACAAUUUGUUUCAGGUACUUAACAUGCUUCCUUCUUUGUCUCAGAUACACCUAGUUGAUUGUGGGCUUGGAAACAUGCCAAUUCCUCUUCAUCCAAUUAACCUCAUGAACCUUACAAAUGUUCAAGUUCUCAAUCUUGAAAGUAAUAAUCUCAAAGAUCCAGUUCUUGAUGCUUUCAGAAACCUGACCUCAAUUAGAUUUUUUCACAUUUCACAAAACAGCUUAACUUCACUGCCACAGUGGUUUGAUAAGCUUAACAAACUUGUUGGUCUGUACCUUGCUGGCAAUCAAUUUUCUGGUCAGUUUCUUCUUAAUCAUCAAAACAUGACCUUCACGCCCUUCAUUAGAGAAUUUGACCUUAGUAAUACCAAUCUAUAUUCUGUACCUUCAUGGUUAAGUAAAUGCAAGAGCCUUGUGAAGUUAGGCCUUGCAUAUACUUCCCUUCACGGAUCAAUUCCGUAUGCUCUAAGAAAUUUGACAUCCCUCACAGUUCUUAACCUCUAUGGCAACAAACUCACUUCAGUUCCAAUUUGGUUAGGUGAGUUAAAGAGUCUUAUCCAUCUCAAUCUUCAGAGAAAUGAUAUCACUAGUGUAGAGGAGGGUUCUCUGGCAUCAAUUUUGGGAAAUAUGUGUCAUUUAAAAGAAUUUUAUUUGUCUGGACACAAGCUUCAAGGAGAGGUAUUUCCCAGUAGUUCAAAUAUAUCUGGCUGCAACAACUAUGAUUUAGAGGAGUUAGAUUUGAGUAAUAACAACUUCAGUGACAAGUUACCAAGUUGGUUGGGGAAAUUUAAAAAUUUAAAUUACCUUGAUCUCAGCUCAAAUUCAUUUUCUGGCCCCAUUCUACAUAGUCUUGGAGAACUGGUGAAUCUCACAUGCUUGGACCUUUCUUCUAACUUAUUUAAUGGUGUCAUUCCUUGGAGUAUUGGGAAGCUUGAAAACCUAGGCACAUUAGAUCUUUCAUCCAACUUGUUUACUGGUGUCAUUCCUUGGAGUAUUGGGGAGCUUGAAAACCUAUGCACACUAGAUCUUUCAUCCAACUUGUUUACUGGUGUCAUUCCUUUGAGUCUUGGAAAGCUUGAAAAUGCAGCAUUUAUGAGCCUUGCUAGUAACCAUUUAUAUGGGAACAUUCCAGAUAGUCUUGGACAUCUCAAAAAUCUGAAUACCCUUAAUCUUUCUUCUAACUCUUUGGAAGGAACAAUUAGCCAUUUAGAAAGAUGGACUGCAGCAAAGAGGCUUCAGACCUUGUGUCUCUCCAAUAACCGAAUCAGUGGAUCCUUUCCAGAAAACCUUGAUGAGAUAAUCCCUGAGUUGAAGUACCUGGCACUUGACAAUAACCAUAUAAAUGGUUCAUUACCAAAUUCAUUGUGCAAACUCAAAGCAGUGGUGACUAUUGAUAUUUCCAACAACAAAUUAUCAGGUAGAAUUCCGGACUGCCGGAGGGAUGCACUUAUAGAAGAAUUUGAUUUGUCAUCAAACAACUUAUCAGGUGUUAUUCCAAACUCUAUCUUGAACAUGACAUCAUUGGUGUGGCUACAUUUGAACAACAAUAGUCUUCAUGGAGAACUUCCACUGUACAUAAGCGUGGAAAAGUUGUUGAUUUUGGAUCUUGGUGAUAAUCAAUUAUCCGGUGCCUUACCUUCAUGGAAGAAUGACGCAAUUCCUGAGCUGCAAAUUCUUAGAUUGCGGGGAAACAUGUUCAAUGGUACCGUCCCUUCAAACUUGUGCCAAUUUGCUAAAUUGCAAAUAUUGGACCUUGCUAACAACAGUUUAAAAGGUCCAAUACCUCAUUGCAUUGGCAAUAUCACAGGAAUGGCUUUAGUAACAAAAAUCCUGUCAAACGGGACGCAAGUCAAUGCCACCAAGCAAUGGAAUCAAGAGGAUGUCAAGCAAGUCAUCAAGGGAAGAGAGCUUGAUUACACUAAAAAUUUGGUUCUUCUAACCAAUUUGGACUUGUCAAACAACAGAUUGGACGGACCAAUUCCUAAAGAACUAUCUUCACUUUCAGGAUUACUUGGACUGAAUUUGUCUUAUAAUAAUCUGUCUGGAGAGAUACCUGCAAUGAUAGGAGAUAUGAGGUCCCUAGAAUCUCUUGAUUUCUCUCAUAACCACUUCUUUGGUGCUAUUCCAAGUAGCAUGUCCAGUUUAACUUUUCUUAGCCACUUGAACUUGUCAAACAACAACUUUUCAGGUCCAAUUCCAAGUGGUAACCAGUUCCAGGUUCUUGAUGAUCCACUUAUUUACUCUGGCAAUCCAUUUCUCUGUGGAGUUCCACUUAAAACAAUCUGCCCUGGUGAUGUUUCUCAUCAAGAUUCUCAUGACGAAGGCUAUGAUGAUGAAGCCGGAGAAAAUGACAAGUCAGGUAAAAUAUUGUUUUACUUUGUCAUAGCCGUCGGCUUUGCAACUGGCUUCUGGGGAAUUAUUGGUGUUUUGUAUUUCAAGAAUAAUUGGAGGUAUGCUUGCUUUGGAUAUGUGGAUGAGGUAGCAGACAGAAUUUAUGUUGCAAUUGUGUUGAAAGUAGCAAAGCUGAAGAACAGAUUGCAGUAAAAAUGUCUUUUAUUAGCAAUACUUUUGUAUUUAGCUUUGGUUGCUGGUUAUACUUUGGGUUUUUUCUUUGGUUGUUGCAUUUGUAUCCACUUCAGACACCUUUCUUUUGGUUAUCUCUUUAUAUACCGAAGGAAACAGGUCAAGUCAGUCCAGGCUUUGCU